Owenia fusiformis is the source of this 3071-nucleotide messenger RNA. NCBI's taxonomy places the organism in Eukaryota, Metazoa, Annelida, Polychaeta, Sabellida, Oweniidae. The record is from the annotation of a GenBank genome assembly.
AUGGCUGCGAUGAAACAGAAAACUAAGAAAUUAAACAGAGGGGUGGUCGCUGUUUGUUUGUUAGCCAAUAUUCGGCCCAUUCUGUCGUACAAUGGGAUAGAACUAUUUUGGGGAGAUACAUUUUGGGAAAUAUCGGAAGAAAGAAAACCGGUCUUUACUGAAGACACUGAGGAAAAUAUAACAACAACUCACAACAAGGGCUAAAACAAGACUGGCGUUUUAAGAGGGUAAGAGAUCGAUGUGACCCGGGAGAGCUCUUCAGAUAAAGUCAGUCGAAGUCAAAACUCAACAAUAGAACAAACUCGUCAAUCAAAAAUAUGACUAAUCACGGGAAUUUAUCAACAGCCUAUAUAUGAAACAUAAAAUUUAACGAAUGUUGGUCAAGUGAUUACUACCAUGAUAAUUUGUUGAAAAAAGUAACGUUAUCAUUAUUGGUACAGACGGGCCACUCAUUACUUAUUGGCCGCAAGCGGUGGCAGUUAGGAAUAGCGACAGACCAGUAAGGCAGGGCGCAUUGGGAUACAUUUCUAAUUGAGUCAAUCCGAAAAGGUAACCAAUACCUAAUAACUGGAUAAAACAGCCCAGCAGAACAAUUACAACAGUUUCUAAGAAAUUAAAACAAAAUGACAAGGACUACACUGAUAUUAUGGGUCUGCACUAUGUACUUCGGGGUAGUUUAUGCGGUACCCCCAGAGUUCGCAGAUUUUGCGGGCCAACAAUUUUGCUCAAGGAGAUCAAGAGGUGAUCAAUGUUGCACAGGCAGAAUAGAUGAAUGUUCAAUGCCUAUAUUAGACACCGUGUGUUACUGCGAUAUAUUCUGCGACAGGCCUAAUCCAGAUUGCUGCCCGGAUUAUUGGGAAGUCUGUCAAGGAGUCCCUGCUCCCACGGCACCAAUAUCAACAACCCCCAGGCCCCCCACUAUUAUACAAAACGACUGUAUAGCAGAUGGAAGAUAUUACAACCCAGGAGAUGUCAGUAAAGUUAAUUGUCAAGAAUGCACGUGUGUAGAAAACCAGUUCAGACAAAACCAUUACUUGUGGCAAUGUGAUGGAGAAGUAUGUCUCAUCAGGGAUUCGAUCAUAGAACACGUUAACAGAGGCUAUGAAGGGUGGAGAGCCGGUAAUUAUUCUUUUUUGUGGGGAAAGACAUUAGGAUUUGGAUUAAAGUACAGAUUAGGGACAUUUUUACCGGACAGUGAUGUAAUACACAUGACGUCAUUGCGAGUGAGAGUAGACGAAAGACUCCCAUCUGCUUUUGACUCUCGUGACGAAUGGGAAGGAUCGGUGUCCGCCAUACGUGACCAGGGGAAUUGUGGGUCCUCAUGGGCCUUUAGCACAGCUGCUGUGGCCUCUGACCGACUGGCACUGCAUUCCAUCGGAUCUAUCAAUGUGGAUCUCUCCCCACAACAGCUUAUCUCUUGCAACGGUCGCAAGCAGCUGGGGUGUGAAGGGGGCCACCUGGAUAGGGCCUGGUGGUACAUGAGAAAACUAGGAGUCGUAACCGAGGAAUGCUACCCUUACACUAGUGGCCAGAACAAUGCUAAAGGAAAGUGUUAUAUCAACAGAUCUUCACUGCGAUCCAAGAAUGUUCUUUGCACCAGCAAUAGGAUUGCGUCACAGAAUAUUUACCAAUCAACUCCACCAUAUAGAAUCAGGGACGAUGAAAGAGAAAUCAUGAAAGAGAUCCUCACAAAUGGUCCUGUCCAGGCCACCUUUGCUGUAAAGGAGGAUUUCUUUAUGUACAGGGGCGGCAUCUAUAAACAUUCCAACGCACCAGAUGACACUGGGAAAGUCGGCUACCACUCAGUUAGAAUAGUCGGAUGGGGCUCAGAACAAACCUCACUUGGGGAGGAGAAAUAUUGGAUCGCUGCUAACUCCUGGGGGACACAAUGGGGAGAAAAUGGAUAUUUUCGAAUUCGAAAAGGUGUGAACGAGUGCGACAUCGAGUCAUACGUGAUUGGUGUCUGGGGUAAAGUUGACGGACGCUCUAUUAUUCGCCCAGACUUCAGUAGUCUUCUUAGCUUUAAUGACGGUCCCAUUAAGGCGGCCGCGGCUAGGGGAACUAGCGACAAAGUACGAAAGGGACACAAGCAUAGGAAACAUAAGAAAGAUAAGAAAUCUAGAAAAGCGAAGAAUGAAAAGAAAGGAAAGAAGCACCACACUAAAUCUUAAAUAGAGGCAUAUUUCUGUCUGAUUACGUCAUUGUUCGCAAGAAGGAUGUUUAUGACAGCAGAGCAUAUAUUGAUAUUUAUCAUUUAAUGAAAGUACACAUAUUGUAUACAUAUAUACAUGUACGAUGUAUAGUUUGAUGAUUUGCCUUAUCUAUGAUCAUAACUAUCUUAUUACAUCAGUUCUUGCUAUUUAAAGUGAUUGUACAGACAACAGUGUUAUAUUUUGACAAAUAACCGGACGAACGAAGCAACAAUGCGAUACAGAUAAGAUAUGCAAGGGAAAUACAUUUCCCAAACUGAUCAAACCAAGCGAAACAACUACACAUACACACAAUCCAAAUGUGUGUACCUGCGAUCUUUCAACCAGUUUCUAAAAGACCGAACCUUACCGAAUGAAAGCCACUCUAGAUGUCACUGCUCGGAACUAUCGGCCACAAUGCUGAUUUGAAAGAAAAUCCAUCGGGAAUUCGUCCUUCUAAGUAUGUAGUGAUACCGUCAUGGUUCAAACUGUGUAUGAUCAGCAUAUCGAAGUGGGUCAGCAUAUAUAAGCAUGUCAACCAAGGAAAACAAUAUUAAGUUUAAAGGCAACAAUCACUGUUACACUAGACAUCACAAAAACAACACAUGUGUAUGAAGUUGUCUAUGAAUAAUCACCCACUAUCAUUUUUGGACAAGGGAAUCAUGCAUCUGGAUUUGACACAUUGGUGCUCUCAAAUGAGGACAUUUUAGCCCACGUAUUUAACGAGGGGACGAGGAGAUCGUUUUACUGUGUUUUCCGGAGACUUAGUCUUCUGAAGAGAUAGGUCUGUUAAACAAACUAGCUCACUAUUAAUGCAUUUAUUUCAAACUUACCUCACGUAACUCAUGGACCUACAUACAUUCUGGCGAUUUAAUUGUUGGC